UCGGGUGGCGGCGGCGGCGGCGGCGGCGGCGGAUACGGCUCGGGCGGCGGCGGUGGCGAGUACGGGCCCGCCCGGAGCUACAGCGUUGUGUACCACCCGGCGCCGCGACGGAACUACGUCAGCGGAGCUCAGCUCUUCCGGGGUCGGCACUUCAACGGCGGCUACAUCCCCACCAGGACCUUCUCCGCGCCACGUAUCGUGAAGGGAGCAUCCAGGCCCUCCGUAAGCUAUGGAGGUGCUCCCUCGGGGGGCUACAGCGCCCCGUCUAGCGGAUACGGUGCUCCCUCGGGAGGCUACAGCGCCCCGUCCAGCGGAUACGGUGCUCCCUCGGGAGGUAGCAGCGCCCCGUCCAGCGGAUAUGGUGCUCCCUCGGGAGGCUACAGCGCCCCGUCCAGCGGAUACGGUGCUCCCUCGGGAGGCUACAGCGCCCCGUCCAGCGGAUAUGGUGCUCCCUCUGGAGGCUACAGCGCUCCGUCCAGCGGAUACGGUUCUCCCUCGGGAGGUAGCAGCGCCCCUUCCAGCGGAUAUGGUGCUCCCUCGGGAGGCUACAGCGCCCCGUCCAGCGGAUAUGGUGCACCCUCGGGAGGCUACAGCGCCCCGUCCAGCGGAUAUGGUGCUCCCUCGGUUAAAUAUUGAUAGUCUCUUGUUCGUGUCGUCACCGUGGUAAUUCUCGCAAACUUUGUGAUGACACCAGAUGCAUGUUGAAUGCUUUGCCGAAACAGAAUCAUUUUUGGAAGGUAUUCUGCCCAGGCACUGUGGCUAACG
This is a messenger RNA of Pollicipes pollicipes, 765 nucleotides long. RefSeq names its product pro-resilin-like. Lineage: Eukaryota; Metazoa; Arthropoda; Thecostraca; Pollicipedomorpha; Pollicipedidae. The record is from RefSeq and is a predicted model, not a curated record. The transcript is spliced from 2 exons. The annotation marks the transcript as partial.